Messenger RNA from Anopheles coustani, 1158 nucleotides. It is a transcript of the gene Sec13, whose product is annotated as protein SEC13 homolog. Gene Ontology annotation, biological process: positive regulation of TOR signaling; protein import into nucleus; COPII-coated vesicle budding. Gene Ontology annotation, molecular function: protein binding; structural molecule activity. NCBI's taxonomy places the organism in Eukaryota, Metazoa, Arthropoda, Insecta, Diptera, Culicidae. The transcript has 2 exons. Gene Ontology annotation, cellular component: COPII vesicle coat; nuclear pore outer ring. The record is from RefSeq and is a predicted model, not a curated record. The coding region runs from base 67 to 1047 and encodes 326 amino acids.
GAAACCUAAAUUAUCGUGCGGAGGUUUUAUUUUGCAUUUAUUAACUCGAUUUCUCGCACCACAAAAAUGGUAUCAGUGCUAAACACCAUCGAUACCGGACACGAGGACAUGAUCCACUGUGCGGACGUGGAUUACUACGGCCUGCGGCUCGCCACCUGUUCGUCGGAUAACUCGGUGAAAAUCUUCGACAUCAAAAACGGUGCCCAAACACUUGCCGCUGAUCUGAAGGGCCACGGUGGGCCAGUUUGGCAGGUGGCCUGGGGCCAUCCCCGUUAUGGAAACGUACUGGCGUCCUGCUCCUACGAUCGCAAAGUGAUAGUGUGGAAGGAAGCCGGGCCGGGCGACUGGACGAAGUGGUACGAGUACAGCAAUCACGAUUCCUCCGUCAACUCGGUUGCGUGGGCUCCGGCCGAGUACGGGCUGGUGCUGGCCUGUGGUAGCUCCGACGGGUCCAUCUCGAUCUUGACGGCCAACGUGGAAUCCGGCACGUGGGAUUGCAAGAAGAUCCCGAACGCGCACACCAUCGGCUGCAAUACGGUCAGCUGGUGCCCGGCAACCGUUCCGGAACCGGCGUUCGAUCAGCGCCCGAACAAAACGAACCUAGCCGUCAAGCGGCUCGUUUCGGGUGGCUGCGAUAAUGCGGUGAAGAUCUGGAAGGAAGAAGGUGACCGGUGGGAGGAGGAAAAGCGACUAGAGUUGCACUCGGACUGGGUGCGGGACGUGGCGUGGGCUCCAAGUGUCGGCAUGCCGCGACAUCAGAUUGCAAGCUGCUCCCAGGACCGCCGGGUGGUGAUUUGGACGAGCGACGAUCUAGUAAGCUGGCAGCCGACGGUAUUGAACAACUUUGACGACGUCGUAUGGAAUGUCAGCUGGUCGCUCACCGGUAACAUUCUCGGUGUGUCCGGUGGGGACAACAAGGUGAGCCUGUGGAAGGAAACCAAUGAGGCGCAAUGGACAUGUAUCAGCGAAGACACGAACAGUGCAUCUGCGACGGGUGGGGCGGCACCGGUUCAAAACAAUUUCAUACCGGAACAGAGGACACUUUAGAUGAGCUUGGUUUGGACUCGAAAUUUAUAGGUAAACUAAAACGAAUCGGUUGCAUUGUAUUCCAUUAUAUAUUCAAUAAAAUACUUUUAAAAUAUAACUUCUCACACAUUU